Molecule: messenger RNA, 4634 nt
Organism: Nycticebus coucang (slow loris)
Lineage: Eukaryota; Metazoa; Chordata; Mammalia; Primates; Lorisidae
Gene: PHF21A
Product: PHD finger protein 21A
Exons: 19
Coding region: 1193-3238 (681 amino acids)
Biological process (GO): negative regulation of transcription by RNA polymerase II
Cellular component (GO): histone deacetylase complex
Molecular function (GO): chromatin binding
Source: RefSeq, a predicted model, not a curated record
GUUGAUAUCGAGAUUGGGCACCGGGGGAAAAUGUCUCUUUUCAACUUUGUCGCUGGUUUGCACCCCCGGUGAAGGCCACAGGCCGGUUGUGGGGUGCAGAUGUGCUGAGAGUGAUUUCUAAGUAGUUGAGUUGUUGAGAUGAGGGCACGACUGCUAAUGGUAGGCAGGUUUUGUUUUCAUUGGUGAAUCUGGUGUCAUCAUAUUCCGGUCAUAUGUUGAAAUAUUCUUUGUUUAGGUCUUGAAGUAGAGGAUCUCACUCUGCACGUCCACAUUGUGUUGUUUUUAAAUGAUGUCUUCAGGAGUAUGGAUUUCUAGAAUUUCAAAUGUGAGUUAAGGUCCGGGCGUAUGUGGGCCUCAGCACUGGCCUUGACAGUGAACUUUGUGGCUGUGUUUCGGAUUUCAAAGAUUUGCCCCAUAGCUAGGGUGCAAGUUGUGCAUUUUCCUUACUAGUCAGUGUCAGGAACAUAGAAGCUGGAGCUGGGGAAGUUAGAGAGAGAAAGAACAUUUGUGUAUUAAUAAUUGAUAGCUGAAUAUUAGAAUCAGAUUAAUUUGGGUUGAUGAAAGUUUUUUUUUUUUUUUUUUAAAGCAAUUGUGCACUCUAGGAAGGAAGCCUUUUCAUAGGCACACUUCAUAAGGGUUCUUUAGGGUGAGGGGCAGGAAUAUCUCCUUUUUAUGAGGAUACUCAUCAACAUCUGUAGCUUUAUUGAGGCCUAGUAAGGGUACUGAAGUUGGGGCUAAAACAUGUAAACAUAGUUUUCAGUGUUUAUGUUAUUUGUUUAUAUCUGAUAGUCACUCACGUUUGAGCAGUAGAAAUAAAUAGGUCAGCUUUUCUUUGGGAUUCUGAAGACGAGCCCCCUCCUCCCUAUUUUAAGUUUCACAAUUUACUUGGUUUACAGCAUUGUUGGAAAUUGUUACUACAUUUUUACUGGGAAUACUAUUCAUUUUAAUUUUGGGGGCUAGAGAACUGAAGAAGAGCCAGUUUUCCCCAAAUUGGACUUCUCAGAACCUUUAAUAUGCUAAUGUGCAUUGUGAAUCUCCAAGAGGGGGAUAUGAUAUGCAGCAUUCUUGAAUACUUCUAAUGACAGGGAGCCCACUACCUCAUAAGCUGCAGUGAGAAAAGGAGUUUGUUAUCAUAAACGGAGGCUGAAGAAACUAUAGAAUUAGCAGACGGAGAAAGUGGAGAAGGUAGAGGAUGGAGUUGCAGACUCUACAGGAGGCUCUUAAAGUGGAAAUUCAGGUUCAUCAGAAACUGGUUGCUCAAAUGAAGCAGGAUCCGCAGAAUGCUGACUUAAAGAAACAGCUUCAUGAACUCCAAGCCAAAAUCACAGCUUUGAGUGAGAAACAGAAAAGGGUAGUUGAACAGCUACGGAAGAACCUGAUAGUAAAGCAAGAACAACCAGACAAGUUCCAAAUACAGCCAUUGCCACAAUCUGAAAACAAACUACAAACAGCACAGCAGCAACCACUACAGCAGCUACAACAGCAGCAGCAGUACCACCACCACCACGCCCAGCAGUCGGCUGUACCCUCUCCCAACCUGACCGCUUCACAGAAGACUGUAACUACAACUUCUAUGAUUACCACAAAGACACUACCUCUCGUCUUGAAAGCAGCAACUGCGACCAUGCCUGCCUCUGUUGUGGGCCAGAGACCUACCAUUGCUAUGGUGACCGCCAUCAACAGUCAGAAGGCUGUGCUCAGCACUGAUGCGCAGAGCACUCCAGUCAACCUCCAGACGCCUAGUAAGGUCACUGGGCCUGGGGCAGAGGCUGUCCAAAUUGUGGCAAAAAACACAGUCACUCUGCAGGUUCAAGCAACACCUCCUCAGCCCAUCAAAGUACCACAGUUUAUCCCCCCUCCUAGACUCACUCCACGUCCAAACUUUCUUCCACAGGUUCGACCUAAGCCUGUGGCCCAGAAUAACAUUCCUAUUGCCCCAGCACCUCCUCCCAUGCUUGCAGCUCCUCAGCUUAUCCAGAGGCCCGUCAUGCUGACCAAGUUCACCCCCACAACCCUUCCCACAUCCCAGAAUUCCAUUCACCCUGUUCGUGUCGUCAACGGGCAGACCGCAACCAUAGCCAAAACGUUCCCCAUGGCCCAGCUCACCAGCAUUGUGAUAGCUACUCCAGGGACCAGACUCGCUGGACCUCAAACUGUACAGCUUAGCAAGCCAAGCCUUGAAAAACAGACAGUUAAAUCUCACACAGAAACAGAGGAGAAACAAACAGAGAGCCGUACCAUCACCCCACCUGCUGCACCCAAACCAAAACGGGAAGAGAACCCACAGAAACUUGCCUUCAUGGUGUCUCUAGGGUUGGUAACACAUGACCAUUUAGAAGAAAUCCAAAGCAAGAGGCAAGAGCGAAAAAGAAGAACAACAGCAAAUCCAGUCUAUAGUGGAGCAGUCUUUGAGCCAGAGCGUAAGAAGAGUGCAGUCACAUACCUGAACAGCACAAUGCACCCCGGGACCCGGAAAAGAGGUCGUCCUCCAAAAUACAAUGCAGUGCUGGGGUUUGGAGCCCUUACCCCAACAUCCCCCCCAUCCAGUCAUCCCGACUCCCCUGAAAAUGAAAAGACAGAGACCACAUUCACUUUCCCUGCACCUGUUCAGCCUGUGUCCCUGCCCAGCCCCACCUCCACAGACGGUGAUAUCCAUGAGGAUUUUUGCAGUGUUUGCAGAAAAAGCGGCCAGUUGCUGAUGUGUGACACGUGUUCCCGUGUGUAUCAUCUGGACUGCUUAGAUCCUCCUCUGAAGGCGAUUCCCAAGGGCAUGUGGAUCUGUCCCAGAUGUCAGGACCAGAUGCUGAAGAAGGAAGAGGCGAUUCCGUGGCCUGGGACUUUAGCAAUCGUCCACUCCUACAUCGCGUACAAAGCAGCAAAAGAAGAAGAGAAACAGAAGUUACUUAAAUGGAGUUCAGAUUUAAAACAAGAACGAGAACAACUAGAGCAAAAGGUGAAACAGCUCAGCAGUUCUAUAAGUAAAUGCAUGGAAAUGAAGAACACCAUACUGGCCCGGCAGAAGGAGAUGCACAGCUCCCUGGAGAAGGUAAAACAGCUGAUUCGCCUCAUCCAUGGAAUCGACCUCUCCAAAUCUGUAGACUCUGAGGCCACUGUGGGGGCCAUCUCCAAUGGCCCGGACUGCACCCCUCCUGCCAACGCCACCACCUCCACACCGGCCCCUUCCCCCUCCUCCCAGAGCUGUACAGCGAACUGUAACCAGGGGGAAGAGACUAAAUAACAGAACCCCUCUAGGAGAAGCCACGGGAUCCCGGCCGCAAGGAGAGCAAAACACUGAAGACUCUAGAAAAGCAAAGCCGGAUUUCUUCUGGAAAGUACAGAAUUCUUUUGGUUCUUUGGUUCCAGAGAGAGAGAAGCUUGUGCCAGGUGGCACCAGAGUUUGCCAAUUGAUCCUUCUUAUUCUGUGUGUACAUGCAAAGAUUGGACCAUGUUACAUGAAAUAGUGCCAGCUGGAGGUUCUUUGCCAGCACCAUGCCAAGUGAAAUAAUAUAUUUACUCUCUCUAUUAUACACCAGUGUGUGCCUGCAGCAGCCUCCACAGCCACGAUGGGUUUGCUUUUGUUUCCUUGGGCGGGGAGCAGGGACGGGCGGGGGGAGGAGAGCAGGUUUCAGACCCUUAUUUGCCGAGCCGUUUGCUUAGGUAGAAAAGACGAGUCCAAAGAGUGUGUGGGCUUUCCUGUUCCUAAACUUUCACUACUAUAAAACCAAAAAAGGAAAUUGAGAUUGAACUCAUCCCGUUGCCCAGAAGAGGGAAGAAGAGUGGCUGGGAGGGAGCCAGGGUGGGAAAGUGGAGCGACCAAGCAGUAUUUAGUAUUGUCUGAGGGGCUGGCGCAGGGAGGUGGACACCUAGAACACCCUACGGGUUCUCCUCCGCACAGGCCCUGCUCACCACGCGGGGAUCCCCACCACUCCUGAAGCCUUGGGACUCUCCUUCCCUCCCCGCUUGGUGAUCGCAUCCCUGUGGUGAUCCGUGUGUCUCCUCUCCAAGAACAAGCAGAGCCGGGGUACCCUGUGCCUGAGGCAGGGAAGAAGGGUGUGUGUGUCCAGGAAGGGAAAAAGGUGGAUCAGUGAUUUUACUUGAAAACAAGCUCCAUCCCUUUUCUAUAUUUAUAAGAAGAAAAGAUCUGAGCGAAGCAGCACGCGACCCAGGUGUGUGUGAAUUGAAUGGAGAUGUUUCUUUACUCUUUUAUUUUUGUUUUUCUUCUUUUUUUCUCUAAAGAAAGUUUUAUUUUAUUGUUUAUUUUACUUUCUUGGUAACAAAAAACUAAAAUAAGGAAUAGAAAAGCUGUUUUUCAGGCUGACAGUCCAAUUAAGGGUAGUCGAGACCUUGCAUGGUAGACUAGGAAUCAUAGUGUCAGUGAGGUCCAGUGAGUCUUUGUGAGUCCUUGUGUCAUCGUUCGGGCACUGUUUUUUUAUGCAAGGGCAAAAAUCUUUGUAUCUGGGGGAAAAAAACAACAACUUUUUUUUUUUUAAUUAAAAAGGAAAAUAAACGAUAUUGAGGUCUUCCUAGUGUUACUUAAAAUUAAGAUCAAGGUAAGAAACAUUGUAAAAAAAAUUACAAAGUGCUAUUUGUUUCCUAAAAACAGUGAUUUCUAUUAAAAAGGUGUCAGAACUGGA